AUGGUGGGGCUGCCGUACGAUUGUCUAUCAAACCCACUGGGAGCCGUACGAUUGACGUUUGAGAAGGCAGUGGCUUCGGGAUCUGACCCGGCCUCUUUUGACGGCAAGGAUUGGGGCGCCUCCGAUCUCUUCCAUGACUUUCUUUUCGAUAACGGUGGCCUCUCUCAGGUGCCGAUGCUUAAUCCCUCAACUUUAAAAUGGGUUCAGCCUAAUACUUUGGUUCGGUUCCGUGGUAUGAUCCAAGACAUGCUGGGUAAUGAAUUUUAUGUUGGUGCUCACAAGGAUGGGGAUACUUGGAGAACCAAUAAAUUCACAGACACCGCUCAAUUCCCCAUGGCUCCUUCAUCUGAUAUGCGGAUAUGGGAGCGUCGUUUGCUUUAUUGUGUUCCUGUCCCGGGACAGAAUUCAUGGACCGACUUUUCUCCUGAAGCUGUGAAAAAUCCAUAUACCAACUCUUUAUCUCCACAAAGGGAGAAACGGCAGAGGGAGGAUGAUGCAACUAUUACUGAUGUAGACAUGCAAGAUUCGUGUCAUGAGCUUCAGGCUUCUCCAAGUGCUAAAAAAAUGAGGGAGGAUGAAAUGGAGUUUCAGCUUUUGAAUUCACAGAAGACUGCAACUGAGGAAACUUCUUCAAAUGCAAGUUUGGUGCUUGACGCUGAAAGAAAGUCAUUUCCCUGUCUAGUGAAGAUAUAUGAUACUCCAGAGACCGACUUGAAGCUGAAUGAUGUUUUUGAAUUUGUUGGCAUCUUCACUUUUGAUCCAGAUCUUACUGCAGAAAAAGAUGAUAGUGAUGAAUUAGCGCAUGAGUUUGGUGAAGAUGUAUUAGUUCACAUGCCUCCUAGCAAGGUACCUCGGCUUCACUGUCUUGUACACAGGAAGCUUGCAAUUAAUGAUUUUCUUUCAGUUUGUCCAACAUUUGAGUUAAAAUCUAAUGCAGUAAAAGAACUAAGGGAAGCUCUGCUUGGACAUCUUACUGCUGUUCUUGGAAAUGACAGGGUGGCAGCUCAAUACAUGUUAUUGCACCUAUUAUCCAGGGUGCAUGCUAGGGUGGAUACAAUUGCUGUUGGGAAGCUGUCACUAAAUCUUACUUGCUUUAACAAGGAGAGCACAUCUGUUUUUGGCAAUCGUCUUAAACUUGCAAUAGAGGACCUUCUACCUUUUACCCAUUAUUUGCCUCUCACGAUAGAACGUCUCAAUACCGUUUCACUUUCCCCAAAAAAGGAUUACAAUACAAACAGGCUGGUAUCUGGCGUUCUGCAGCUAGCCGAGGGUUCUCACUUAACUAUGGAUGAGACUGAAUUGCAAGCUGGGACCCUCAACUCAAUUGGCGUUGAAAAUGCAAGAGUGUUAAAAAGCUUGAUGGAGUCGCAAAAGGUGGAAUAUGACUUUAAAUACUAUAAAAUGGAGAUGGCUGCAGAUGUUCAACUGUUGAUCCUUUCUGAUGGGAAAUCUAACCUUCUGCCUGCUGAUCUAGUUCUCCCUUUUCGACCAUCCUCAGUAGAUUCACCUUCAGCAGUGGACGCAGAUACGCUGAAAACUUGGAGAUGGUACUUGGCUACCAUGCAACCACUUCCUCAUUCUAUUGAGCCAGAUAUGCAGAAGGUGGUAGAAGAUGAUUUAGUAGCGGCAAGGCAAGCUGACCGAAGCUUAGGCAGUCAAGAUCUUAGCAGAUGGCUGACAAUGGGCCGCCUACUAUCGACCAGUUUUGGUGAAACCUCUUUGACAAUGGAACAUUGGCAAAUGGUGAAGGAACUUGAGCGACUCAGAAGGGAGAGACUUCAGGGAAGUAUGUAA
Fraxinus pennsylvanica is the source of this 1794-nucleotide messenger RNA. The record is from the annotation of a GenBank genome assembly. NCBI's taxonomy places the organism in Eukaryota, Viridiplantae, Streptophyta, Magnoliopsida, Lamiales, Oleaceae.